CUCUCUCUCUCUCUCUCUCUCUCAUCAUACCACACUGUACCCAGGGCAAUUCUGAUAUUCUGUUGUUUUAUAUGUACAAUAUCGUUGAAACUACCAGAGAUAUAAUUUUAAGAAACACAAGAAUGCAUACUUGUUAAUAGCCUACAUGUAAUCACAUGACUCCGAACAAACCAGGCAACUUUGGUUAUACUGAACUCAUUUAAACUUUAACACCAGGGGUUUCAUUUAUGAAGAUGUGCACAGAACAAGUUCUAAAUUUGUGCGGAAGAGCCGCAAGUAUGCACGAGUAAAUUACCAUUUACUGCACGUGUGUACGCACAGCUUUGCGCAAUGGACCUUGAUGAAAAAAAUCACCAUAUAUGGUAAGCAACUUCCCUUUAAAACCCAGUCAGCUGCUUGUUGCGACACGGGGAAUGUAAAUGAUCUAAAGCAGGGGUGUCCAGACUUUUUUCAAAGGGGGCCAGAUUGGACCUCAUUAAAAUUUGGAGAUUCAAAGCAUACUUCAAAAUCAUGAAUGGUGUAGGAAUUACAGCACUUUUUAUAUGUGAUCACCCCCCAAUUUCAGGGACCAAAAGUAAGUGGACAAUCUAACAAUCAUAAAUUAAAUAGUCAUUUUUUAAUACUUGUUUAACUUUAAUUAAGGACUAUUUCAAGAAUUCACAAACCGUUUUCCAUGCUCAGUGGCUUCCAGAAAUCACUACUUCUCACUGUUAACUUUGGCUUUUUGUCUGUAGCCAUGACUGAAGACCAUUCUGUAAAUUAAUUAGCAGGUGCAUUCAGAGAAAAAAAGGCUCUUGUGAUUUAGCAAUAGUGAUUAACACAGUCUGCUGCCACUGUCAGGUGAAAGCAGAGCAGUUAACAUCUGUCCACGGGCCGCGUUUGGCCCCGGAGCUGGACUUUGGACACUCCUGCUUUAAGGAGAUGAACUUCACCAGCAAUGAAGUAGAGAUACUGUUGCACAAAGUAGAGUAAUACAAAAAUGGUUUAUCUGGCUCUUUUACAUGUGGUUUGUCAGGAUCAACUGAAACUGCAUGAUGCAGGAAAUCCACUGAUGAGCCGCUCAUCACUCUCAGCAAAGCCAGCUCCAAAGCCAAUCAUCUGUCUGAUGAUAUCUGCAUCAUCCCCAUCAGUGUUCACAUUUUAUUAUGAUUUUACUUCCCAGUUCAUCCAUGACCUGUCUGCUGCACCCUGUUGGCAGCACUGCAGUAAGUAAUCUCUCUCUUAAUUACGCUGAUGUUAUUAAGUGGGAUGGGAGCGCCUCAUAAUCAGUUUAACUGAUAUUACACUGUUCUGCUGCUAGAGGUUCCUGGAUGCACAUGGUCAGGAGUAGUUCUAAAUGUAUGCACACCCUCAUGCACAAGAAUAACUUGAUAAAUCACAUUCUUUCCAGUUUACACACAAAGCUAUGUGUACACACAGUUGAUAAAUGGGGUUGAAAAGUUUAGAACAAGUGCUAAUUUUGUGUUUAACCCAGUAUGUGCUAGAGAACUGCCACUUAGCACACAUGCUCAACUGCUCUGUUCGUGCACGGCCACACCCAUUUACAUAUAGAACUGCCCCCAAAUCACCAUAUAUGGUAAACAGCUUGCUUUCGUGGCUGUGUGUGUGCAUUCUAUUUCCCCAGUUACAUUUGGAAAAGCUGUGAUGGUGUGAAAAUCUCUCAUUAUUGUAGUCUUUUCUGCUGCCGUAUUUAAAGAUGCAUUGUGCCCUGAGCCAUGUGAAUGUGUGUAAUUAUUCGGCUCAUGGCUGGGAAAUGCCAGAGCUGUCUCCAGUUACUCGCUUAAUUCUGUUCCACUCUGCACAAGGUGCUGGCAGAGGAACAUUAAACCUAAAAAACACUCAGCACUCUCAGUGAAGAGUUUCUUAAAAACAUCCUCCCUGUGCAAAGCUGCGUGAGACAAGUCUUCAUGCGAGGCAUCAUCCCAGGAAAUGUGUACAGGGGUCUUUUAUAUAGCUUUACAUUUCAUCUGUGUCAUCUGUCUGCCCUUCACACUGAACAGCACAGCCAGUAAUUAGUGUCAGUCAUGCUGAUAGGACUGGCAGUAAGUGGGAUGGGAAAUCCUCAUCAUCAGGUUACCCGCGAUUACACUUUUCUACCACUAGGCUAAUACAUGCAGUAGUUUUAAGUCUACUCCCCCAGGCGCGCAUGCGCACUGUUAAAGCUGGCGAGGUGAGGUGUUGUGUCCUAACCCCGCAGGAAGCCUCCUGAUCAUGCCUCCUCCCACUCACCCUGAGCAGCCUUUACUGCCGAGCUUAUUUUUAUUAUCUGCUUUAUAAUACUGGCGCACGAGAGCGCAGUGUUUCUCCUGUUGGUAUGCUCAACAAUGAUAAUGCCUGGUUGUUACUUGAAAAUGUUUAAUAAAGAUUUAAAAAAAAUUUUCAGCACCUCAGGUGAGACGCUUCUUCCUUCCGUGUAGCCCCGCCCACUGCCCCACCUCAUUUGCAUAUGGCAUUCCGUUUGCGUCAUGCUCCAGAAGUGCGCGCGACAGACGCAGAUAACGGCCGUGGUGUAACGUGUGCAGAGCUCGCUGCAGGCUUCACAACUCCUGCACUCACACUGUAGAUCUUUUACUGAGCUUCCAGUUAAACAACCUUUUAAACAAGUCGAGUGGGAAAGUGUGGAUUUUAGGCCAGGAGCGCCUGAGAAAGUUCUGAACAGAGAGCCUCUGACUGAUCUUCUGACUGAUCCUCUGACUGAUCUUCUAACAGAUCCACCCAGACCGACCGGAAAAAGGCUUCUUUUCUAAGAUUUGUUAGAGCAGCCAUGCCUAUCCCUCCUCCUCCUCCUCCUCUUCCUCCUCCUCCUCCGCCAGCACCACCUCCACCACCCCCACCAGCUGUCCUACAGGCCCAAACCGAGCCUCCUAAAAUCCAGUGCUCUGAAGGAGGCCGCAGCGCACUCCUGGCAGACAUUCAGAAGGGAACCAGACUGAAAAAAGUGACGCAGGUCAAUGACCGCAGUGCUCCCACCCUCAACAAGCCCAGAGUGCACAAUGUGGAUGGGAACAGUGGAGCAGGUGGAAGCUCCGGCGCAACACCCACACAAGGACCUACUCUGAGUGGACUUUUUGCUGGAGGAUUUCCUGUCCUUAGGCCUGUUGGACAGAGAGACAAAGGCCCACACAGCCGUCCAGUGACUCGGUCCGGUUCUGCUGCCAGCCUGAAACAGCCUCUGUGGAACCUGCCCUCUCAGGGAGAGAGUUUCAGGGGUAGCACUCCAGAUCUCUCUCCUUCCCACAGACCUUUGGAAAGGACUUCUUCUCUAUCUAAAACACGUCCUGUCUCUUCCUACACGGCCCCACCUUCCCCCAGCCAACCCACUCCCGCAAGUUUUAAGCCUCUAUCCUCUCCUCCCACUAUGACUCCUCCUCCUCCUCCUCCAUCACUUCUUCAUCAGGAGCAUGCAAGUAACAAGCCACCUCCUCUCUCUACCUGUCCUCCUCCACCUCCUCCUCCUACUCAAAUCACCAAACCCACAUGGUUACCGGUUCAAUCUCACUCUAUUCCGAUGCCCACAAUGCCGCCUCCACCCCCACCUCCCUUGGUCCCACCUUCCUCUCUUUCUGAUAGGUUGCCUGGUUUCUUCUACCCUCUGCCUCCUUCUCCAAAACUAGUAGAUGCUAAGUUUGGUAACUUCAGGGAUAUUCCUCCUCCACCCCCUCCUCCUUUUCCUGCCUCUUUUACACCUAGUCUUCCUGCAUCUGUACCCCCUCCUCCACUCCCCCCGCCGCCUAAAGCUCCCGCGGUGUCCACGUACCGCCCUGCAGUCCCCCUGCUGCCCCCCUCUUACCCCUGCACAGCCCCCUGCCGGAAGCCUCCUGCAGUACCAGGAAGCGCAGGUGCUGGCCGAUUGGCUCCUCCCCCUGCUCCACCCGCUCGUUCUCCUACCACCGAGCUAUCUAGCAGAAUCCCACCCCCUCUGCCACCUCUGCCUCCGGCUCCACCCAUCUCAGUGAGGAAUGGACACCUGCACAGCUUUGAUGACUUCGAAUCCAAGUUUCAUUUCCACCCAGUUGAAGAUUUCCCUCCUCCUGAAGCGUUCAGGCCCUUUCCCAGGAUAUACCCCAGCAAAGAGAACAGAGUGUCAUCACAAGCUCCUGGCAUGAGGACCCACUUAAGAUGAAAAACCUUUUGGUGCUGACUUUCAUCUGACCACAUCUAUCUCAUUAUCACCAUCUGAUGAGUAGAACAAAGGUCCAACUUCAUAUAACGCUGAUCUCUGAACUGAACAAUGUGAAUUGCAUGGAACCAUCAUUAAUUUCAGCACAGACCUCAGGAUACAGUCCAGUAGAAUUGUGUAGCAUCCUAACCGUUAACUCAGAAUGCCCACCUCAGUUUGCAGACUAUGUAAUGGUAAAGAGCUGUAACUCCCUCGCUUCACUGCACUCAGUAUAUAUUGCUUAUAUUCAUAGAUAAUUCUGCUUUAGUCUACAAGAGUGUGUUUAAAGAGUUUCAGACAUUAUCCUCGGUCUAAUCUAGUAAUUCCAGGAGAUGAAGAGUGAAUGAGUCAAACAAUGUAAGAAUAAUUGAGGAUAAGAAGCACUCAAAGAGGGAGCUUAGUUAACUUUUGCAGCACGCUGCCUUGGCCUCGUCACUUUACCUAACUGACUGAUGUACUAACUUUCUAUUAUUUCACAUCACCUUAUUCACAAAGCCUAAGAUCACAUUCAAUCAAACAGAGCAGUGAGUAACAAUCUACCCCAUAGUGUGAAAGGUAGGAAAUAUGAGCUCAGUACCUUUAUUAGAAGUCCAUCUGCUUUUCAUAUUCAGAUUAUACAGUCUAUGGAUUUCCACUGGUUUUUGUCUAUUCCACUUUAGGAGACUUUUUUAUAUAUACUUAUAAAUUCUUUUAUAUAUAUUUAUAU
Messenger RNA from Pangasianodon hypophthalmus (striped catfish), 4865 nucleotides. RefSeq names its product WAS/WASL interacting protein family member 3 (gene wipf3). Bases 2765 to 4123 code for a protein of 452 amino acids. The transcript is spliced from 9 exons. Gene Ontology annotation, molecular function: actin binding. Lineage: Eukaryota; Metazoa; Chordata; Actinopteri; Siluriformes; Pangasiidae. The record is from RefSeq and is a predicted model, not a curated record.